CCGCCUACUCAGGAGGAACUACGCCUCCCAAGCGUCCCCGCGCGCUCUCUGUUGUCGUCGCGACGGCACCGUCUCAGCGGCUCUAGCCUCCGCGGCGCUCUUUCGCGUCCGCCACCGCGGCGUCGCCCUCGUUGCCUUACCCACGAGCCCGGCCUCUUCUCCCCCCUUCCUCUUCCUCCCGCCCUUACCCCUAACUCCUCCUCGGCCGCCUCUCUCACGCGAGCCCCCGGCUUCGCUCGAGGCCUACCCUCCCUCCGACAUGGCGCGGCCGUCCGUGCCCAGCUCGCAGAAGGCGCUGCUGCUGGAGCUGAAAGGGCUGCAGGAGGAGCCCGUGGAGGGGUUCCGAGUCAGCCUGGUGGACGAGGGGGACCUCUACAACUGGGAGGUGGCCAUCUUCGGGCCCCCCAACACCCACUACGAGGGGGGCUACUUCAAGGCUCGUCUCAGGUUUCCCAUUGACUACCCUUAUUCGCCACCCGCCUUCAGAUUCCUGACCAAAAUGUGGCAUCCAAACAUAUACGAGACUGGAGACGUUUGCAUUUCCAUUCUCCAUCCUCCAGUGGACGACCCGCAAAGUGGAGAGCUGCCUUCAGAAAGGUGGAACCCUACCCAGAACGUGAGGACAAUACUCCUUAGCGUGAUCUCGCUCCUCAACGAACCAAACACAUUCUCCCCUGCCAACGUUGACGCCUCCGUGAUGUACAGGAAGUGGAAGGAGAGCAAAGGGAAGGAUCAAGAGUACACGGACAUCAUCAGGAAGCAAGUCCUUGGAACCAAGGUGGAUGCCGAACGCGACGGAGUCAAGGUCCCGACGACGUUGGCUGAGUACUGCGUCAAGACCAAGACCCCUGCGCCGGACGAAGGCUCGGACCUCUUCUACGAUGACUACUAUGAGGACGACGAGAUGGAAGAGGAAGUCGACAGCUGCUACGGCGACGAGGAUGAUUCCGGCAACGAGGAAUCUUGACGAGGGGUCCCCUCCCUGCCCCCCUCGUCACCCUCCUCCUUUUUCCCCUCCCCCCCAUUGCCCCCUUUCCUCCACCGCUGCCUCCUGCUGCUGCUGUUCCCGAUAGUAGCAAUAAACUAUCUGACUCUUUACUUGAACCCAGGACACACCCAGCUGAGACUCAGAAAACCCUCUUUGGCCAUGAGACAAAACAAAACAGAAAAGAACUCUACCUCAAAGGGAGACUCAGCUUCUGCUUGAAGUGGGGUGGGUGGUAGGGGGGUGGGUUCUGCGCGUGUGGGGAGAGGGGUGGCAAAUCUACAAUUUGGCUUAAAAUGCUGUGUGUUUUGUGUGUUUUUUAUAAGAAAAGGGAGGGAGGGGUGUAGUGUUUCCUAUCGAGCCAUCUCUUAAUCCAGAGUUGGCUUCUGCCUCCCGGUCAAGACUGGGGAAGAAAAAGGACAUUGCCACCAGUCCCUUGAGGAGCAGCCGAGUGGCAGAGCAGGUGUGGGUGGGAUUUUUUGGAUGGGGGGGGAGAUGGGGUGGGCUGUUUUGUUUUUGUAAAGACCGCAUUACUUUUGGGAUUUUUUAGCAAGGGCUCUAGUUGCACGAGUUUGGGGGGUGGGGGAAGGAGAGAAGGAUAGUGAUAAACUUUGCACCCUUGUUGAUCACAAGUCUUAGUUCAGAGCUAGCCUCUCCUGGCUUGGCGCUGCAGUGGCACUCGCAGCCACUGGGUGGCAUGUGCCCUAGAUCUCUUCCACCGCCCUCCCUUUGUUAGAGUUUGAUCCCUGCAACCCCAGGGCUCUUGUGUUUUGAAACCUUUGGUUUGGAAAGAGAUGGAGAGCCCCUGGGCAGGGGAGGGGAGGGAAUGAUGAUUUUGUGGGAUCAGGUAGAGGGUUUUUUGCCGGAAAGGGGUUGGGCUUUUUUUUAGCAGCAGGGUGUGGGUGAUUUGUUUUUUAUUUGUUUGGUUUUUGUGGUUUUUUUCCUCCUGGUUUUUGAAACUAUUUAAUAAAAAGGACUUUGAAAGGAAGCGUUGUCCAACACCACUGCCACAGUGCAGCCUGUUUGUUGUUAAAGUUUGGUGUAAAAGAGGGGGGGAGAGAUAUUGGAGCUGGACUCAUUAACCACUGGCCUGUAUUUGUGUUUAACUAAUUUGAUACAUUCAUCUCCCCCUCCUUUCCUCUGAGGAGCUCCUGGUUCUACUCCAUGUUGUCCUCAUAACAGCCCUGCGAGGUGGUCCACAAAAAAGGGCUAGCGAAUUUUAGAAGCCCUUUGAAGGCUAAGCUGUUUCUUAAGAGUCAUUUCUACUACCUUAUAUUAGGAGUUUAAAAACUGUGCUUUUGAUACAAUUUUCUUUUGCAGUAAGUGACAAAUAAAAUUAUUAAGUUUUGAGAGAAA
Rhineura floridana is the source of this 2341-nucleotide messenger RNA. It is a transcript of the gene CDC34, whose product is annotated as cell division cycle 34, ubiqiutin conjugating enzyme. Bases 260 to 967 code for a protein of 235 amino acids. Gene Ontology annotation, molecular function: ubiquitin conjugating enzyme activity. The record is from RefSeq and is a predicted model, not a curated record. NCBI's taxonomy places the organism in Eukaryota, Metazoa, Chordata, Lepidosauria, Squamata, Rhineuridae. Gene Ontology annotation, biological process: protein polyubiquitination; ubiquitin-dependent protein catabolic process. The transcript is spliced from 5 exons.